Molecule: messenger RNA, 1356 nt
Organism: Pygocentrus nattereri (red-bellied piranha)
Lineage: Eukaryota; Metazoa; Chordata; Actinopteri; Characiformes; Serrasalmidae
Gene: cutc
Product: cutC copper transporter homolog (E. coli)
Exons: 9
Coding region: 94-849 (251 amino acids)
Molecular function (GO): copper ion binding
Source: RefSeq, a predicted model, not a curated record
GUGGAACGGGCAAAUCCGAGCUAACUGUUAGCCGCCGGCGAGUAAGAAGCUGGUUUCAGCUUGACGUUGAUGUGAAGCCGAGCAGUUUUAAGGAUGUCUGAAGGCUUCCUGAUGGAGGUAUGUGUGGAUUCCGUUGAGUCAGCGAUAAACGCAGAAAGGGGAGGUGCUGGCCGUAUUGAGCUGUGCUCCAGCCUGCUGGAAGGUGGCAUCACACCCAGCAUUGGUCUGCUGCAGGUGGUUAAAGAGAAUGUGCAGAUCCCUGUUUACGUGAUGAUCCGGCCCCGUGGCGGAGACUUCCUCUACACGGAUCGGGAGGUGGAGGUGAUGAGGAGGGACGUUGAGCUGAUGAAGAUCCACAGGGCUGAUGGCCUAGUGCUGGGGGCGCUGACAGAAGACGGACGGGUGGAUGCUGAGCUCUGCAUGGAGCUGCUGGCUGUUUGUCGACCUCUGCCAGUUACUUUUCACAGAGCUUUUGAUAUGGUCCACGAUCCCUCGGUUGCCUUAGAAACACUGGUCUCCCUGGGCUUUGAGAGGAUUUUGACCAGCGGCUGCGACAGCUCUGCGUUGGAGGGCUUACCUCUCAUCAAGCGCCUUGUGGAACAGGCAAAAGGCAGAAUAAUUAUAAUGCCAGGAGGGGGCAUCACUGAGCGCAACCUCCAGAGGAUUCUGGAAGGCUCCGGCGCCCAGGAGUUCCACUGCUCUGCCCGCUCCGGCAAAGACUCGGCCAUGAAAUUCAGGAACUCCAGCGUGAACAUGGGAGCGUCCCUCUCGGCACCCGAAUACUCGCUGAAGGUGGCCGACGUGGCUAAAGUGCGCACUCUGAACGCCAUCGCCAAGAACACUCUCUAGGGGUACCGUGGGCCGAGCUUUGGAAGGGAGCAGGUCCUCCUUGAGUUGGAGCAGGUCCCUGCGUCCACCACACCUCACUCACCGAUAAAGAACGAUGCCGGCUCGGAGUCAAAGAUAAUUCUAUUUUUGAUGUUUACAAACCUCAACAAUUUUUUUAUGCUUUGUGUCUUGUUUGCUUUCUCUGGUGCACGACGCCCCUGUAUGUACAUUCAUGUUUGAAUUCCAUCCGACUGCAGGCUCCAGCGCUCAAGUGCGAUUUGUUGUUCUUCUUUAUCUGAUUUGCUUGCUUAGACCAGCUGUCAGCGUGUGGCUGUUUGCUGAAAUAACUGCUUGUACCUGAUUAUGGUCUAAAUUGGGGGGGGGGGCCUGGAUGAGUCUUUAAGGAAAUUACUACACUGUGGAGAAGAAUCUGGAUUCUGUCAUUGCAGCUUUAUUCAGUCUUGACUUUGUCGUCAGCACACCUGUGCUUUUUGUUCCUGGAAUUAAACACUUCAACUGGUUUUCAAA